Molecule: messenger RNA, 219 nt
Organism: Zalophus californianus (California sea lion)
Lineage: Eukaryota; Metazoa; Chordata; Mammalia; Carnivora; Otariidae
Product: serine peptidase inhibitor Kazal type 6
Exons: 4
Coding region: 1-219 (72 amino acids)
Molecular function (GO): protein binding
Source: RefSeq, a predicted model, not a curated record
AUGACUUGUUCAGGUGACCAAGAAUCAAGAAAAGGUGUCUUCAGUCAAGGAAGACAGAUUGACUGUGGUGAGUUCCGGGAUCCCAAGGUCUACUGCACACGGGAAUCUAACCCCCACUGUGGCUCUGACGGCCAGACAUAUGGCAAUAAGUGUGCCUUCUGUAAGGCGAUGGUGAAAAGUGGUGGGAAGAUCAACCUAAAGCAUCAAGGAAAAUGCUGA